Molecule: messenger RNA, 1280 nt
Organism: Solanum stenotomum
Lineage: Eukaryota; Viridiplantae; Streptophyta; Magnoliopsida; Solanales; Solanaceae
Exons: 3
Coding region: 613-975 (120 amino acids)
Source: RefSeq, a predicted model, not a curated record
GCCCUUCUUCUGCAUCUGUUUUUUUCUCUUCAAAGAUUACAUGUAUUAUAUGUGAUGAUUGUAAAAUAACUAUCUUUAUCCUUCAAUUCCUAAUUUGUUUCCAGUACUUUUUGGUAUUUAUUUGAUUUUAUGAUUUUUGAAUGCAUUGUUGUAGGAUUUUAUUCUUGCAUGUUACUAAUUUGGUUUGAUUUACUCAUGGUUGUUCGAAAAUUGAUUUUCCCAUUUUUAUUCUUCUCACUUUUCUCUUUUUCUCUUUGCAAGUUCACGUUUUUUGUAGUUACAAUCUGUUGGUUAUUUUAUUUCUAGUUCUUUUAUCGUGUAUUUUCUUCUUUUUGAGUAGUUUAUGGUAGAAUUUCGCACUUUCAUGUUCCUAAUUUCGUGUUAUAUAAUGAUGUAUGUUUUGAAAAUGUAUAUGUACUAGACCGUGUGAUGUAGUACUGUAGUGCAUCUGGAGCUUUUUUGUGGGUUUUCGUUCUUUUAGAAUUUGUCAAUUUUUUUCUAUUUGUGCAAAGUUUGAGCUCGCUAUAUUUGGAGUUAUUUUUAUUUUGAAUUUUUAAUUUGACUUGAGAGUUGUAUUGUGAAUGACUUAGGAAAAUAACAAAGAGAGCCUAUAUGUGGAGCAAUGACAACUCGAAAGUGAUUUCGGAGAAAGAACAAACCAUAUGGCAAGAUGUAAGCACAAGGGUGGACAAGCAGAUGGGAAAAAACAUCAUGUUCUCGGGGUCACUAGAAACCUUGUGGAUGCUUCAACUGAUUCCACAUUCAGAUCAUAACCACUACAUAUCUAUUUUCUCACUCAUUGGUGAAAAAUCUAAAUCUGUCACUAUAUGCAAUAGACCACUCAUUCCAGGCAUGUUUGAUAGAAGCAAGUUGAGAAUUGAACCGUAUUUGGUGGAUGUUUCUUCAACUGGACAUUUAAAUCAGGGCUCGACCCUAAACCCUUUCCUGGGUACAUGUAUAGGCUGCCAGAGUUGAACUAGGAAGCAACCGUAGUGGCAAUGUGACAUUUUCUACUUUACCCGCUGUUGGAGUCGAUUUGUAAGUCAAAUUUUAUGGAUGUUUAGAAAGAACUUGUUGAUAAUGUCAUUUGUUCAGUUCACAGUGCUGGUUUGAUAUUUGAGAUCUGUUUAUGUUGUAAAUGUGCAGAGUCUAAUCUUUUGAUUGUAAAAAAAAAGUGAUUAUAAUCUUAGGCUAUGAAAUUUAUACAUCACUUCUCUUGCGGUUAGUGUUUGUUUUUUAAUGCUAAAAUUUCCUCUUUAUUCAUGUUUUUUCUUUGUGGA